Cantharellus anzutake is the source of this 714-nucleotide messenger RNA. RefSeq lists its product as uncharacterized. The record is from RefSeq and is a predicted model, not a curated record. Bases 143 to 607 code for a protein of 154 amino acids. NCBI's taxonomy places the organism in Eukaryota, Fungi, Basidiomycota, Agaricomycetes, Cantharellales, Hydnaceae. The transcript has 2 exons.
GUGAAUUAUAUUGUCAUUGUCAUAAUGGAAAAGAGGACCCGCUACGGAGUAGCGGGAACAAUGCCAACACGAAUAAACCACACAUCGACCACGGACUCCAACAGCAGUUAGCUAGUAACUGGCUAUCGUAUAUUGGGGGGGGAUGGGGAAUAAGACAUAUAAUAGAAGUGUUUGUAGAAGGGGAAUUUUUUAUAGAUGUAGAAGCGACGAGCUGGGAGAAAGGAAAACAUACACAUGUGGCUUGCGCGCAAGUGAGACUUGGAAGACGGGGCGGGCAAGUGGUCACUAUGGAAGUCGUCGGCCUAGUCCUCGGCGCCUGAGGCAGCUGGUGGGUCAAGCGAGCCGAGCUAAACACGAUUUCGAGAUCCUGGAGCGGGUUGUGCUUGAGCUACCAGCCGCGACCGAUAAGCUCGGAGGCGCUAGAGCCCGGAAUGUAAGUCACGGUGAUUUCGGUGCUGAAGUCCACAUUUGGGUCCUCCGCACCACCCAAGUACUAUGUAGGCCAGCAAACCAAGGAAAGCCUCUCCAGCGACCUUCCACGGUGCACGUAAAAAACAGGAAGUGGUGCAUCUUGAGGGCGAUGACCUUAUUGAUGAGCGGCCGAUAGUCGUUCCAUCUUUAAGACUAUAGGGUUAAUUCAUGCAAGUCAGAAUAGAUCGGAUAAAGGGUGUGGCUACGCACAUCACGUCGCCGACGCCCGAGACCACCGCUUCA